CCCAGAUACUGUGAAGGUUUACUGACACACAUAAAGCCACAGAGCCGGCUGCCUCAGACAGAGGAAGGAUUGUCAUGGGGAAGACAGGUGGAAGAGGAGACUUUGAAUGGGUCUACAAUGACCAGCCACACACUUCAAGAAGAAAAGAAAUCCUGGCCAAAUAUCCAGAGAUCAAGUCCCUGAUGGGUCCGGAUCCCCAGCUGAAGUGGGUGGUAUCGGGCAUGGUCCUGACCCAGCUCCUGGCCUGCUACCUGGUCCACGAACUCUCCUGGAAGUGGGUCUUCUUCUGGGCUUACGGCUUCGGAGGCUGCAUUAACCACUCCCUGACUCUGGCCAUCCACGACAUCUCGCACAACGUGGCCUUCGGCAACAAGCUGGCGAAGUGGAACCGCUGGUUUGCCAUGUGGGCCAACCUUCCCAUCGGGCUGCCAUACUCUGCUUCCUUUAAGAAGUACCACGUCGACCACCAUCGGUAUCUCGGUGGCGACCAGCUGGACGUUGACAUCCCUACGGACGCUGAGGGAUGGUUCUUCUGCACCCCGGCAAGGAAGGUCCUCUGGCUCUUUCUCCAGCCCUUCUUCUACGCCCUUCGCCCGUUGUUGGUCAAUCCCAAACCGGUGGGUCAGCUCGAGAUCCUCAAUGCAGCAGUUCAGAUCACAGUAGACUUUAUUAUCUACUAUCUAUGGGGACUGAAGCCCAUUGUUUACCUCAUUGCCGGUUCUAUCCUGUGUAUGGGACUGCAUCCGAUCUCCGGACAUUUCAUUGCUGAGCAUUACAUGUUCCUGAAGGGACACGAGACCUAUUCUUACUAUGGACCACUGAACUUGAUCACCUUCAAUGUUGGGUAUCACAUGGAGCACCAUGACUUCCCGAGCAUACCUGGCAGUAAACUACCUCAGGUCAAGGAAAUCGCAGCAGAGUAUUACGACAACCUGCCUCAACACACCUCCUGGAUCCGGGUAUUAUGGGACUUUGUGUUCGACGACAGCAUCGGCCCAUUCGCCAGAAUCAAACGGGAGUACAAGCUGAAGAAGCAGGGAUAGAUCUGUGAUUGUUUCCCUUUGAACAGGAAUGUGAAAUUUAGUCUAUGGACCAUAUUAUUAUAUUCUCUAGUUUAAAUGUUUUCCCCCCCUCAUGAAGUGUGUGUGGUUGUCACUGUUCGUAAGCAUGCUUGAGUUACUAUAUGGCAAAUAAAUGUGCACAUUUCAGCUGCACACAGUGCAUAAAAAUAAGAAGAGAA
Molecule: messenger RNA, 1240 nt
Organism: Sebastes umbrosus (honeycomb rockfish)
Lineage: Eukaryota; Metazoa; Chordata; Actinopteri; Perciformes; Sebastidae
Gene: degs2
Product: delta(4)-desaturase, sphingolipid 2
Exons: 3
Coding region: 75-1043 (322 amino acids)
Biological process (GO): ceramide biosynthetic process; sphinganine metabolic process
Cellular component (GO): membrane
Molecular function (GO): sphingolipid delta-4 desaturase activity
Source: RefSeq, a predicted model, not a curated record